GAAAUAAAUUCAGGUUAAUUGCAACGUGUAGGUUAUGAUCAAGGUCUUCAUGUCCUUUUUUUACUUGAAAAGCAAAAUUAUGUUGGUCCUACUACAGUUCUUCCAUGUAUAUUUUGAUAUCCUUUGAGUUUGAUAUGGAAACUGACCCGGUCACACAAGGUGAAUUUCCAAGUUAUAUUUCACUCGUCGUUUAACAAAUAAGGUUUUUUAAGAUAAUUUUAAGUAAAAUACCGGACUAUUUUUUUGUUUAAAUUGGUACCAUUGAUGAAUCUUAGUUUAUUAGUUUUUGUUUCAUAGUAUAAUACCUUUCGAAAGUUUUGUUUUAAGUGUCUCGCUUUUUAUUCAGUGUGUCUCUUUGAUUAAACUAGUUAACGUAGAUUUCACUCAAAACUAAGAACUACUCUUUGAAAGCGUGUUUGUGAAUAACCUAAAAUUCAACUGGUUGACAAGUGGUUUACCAUCACCGUAUUGAUUGUUUUAUCCUUGAUAAUGACAGGAUUUUAUGAAUUGAAUCGAAGUUCGGGCAGUGGUUUUAGCGAAUCUAUAUUGUGUGCACUGUGCUUUGAUGUUUGGACAUGAUUUUGUUCUGGGUGAAAUUAGAUAUCAAAGCAUACCUUCAGUCUUAAGAAAACUGAUGUUUCAUGUCAGACUGGAAGUCAGUUCACCAAAUAUUGCAAUCUAUGACGUUAUAAUUUGAAAAGAAAUAAAACCGGUAUGCGAAAAAUGCUGUAGUUUUAAGUUCAAGUACCAAAAGAAAAUAAAGAAUAAACUCACGGGCACCGUUUCCAGUCAUUAUCAGUCGUGUUACCCAUGACCUUAAACUGCACACUGUGGGUGCGUCGUGGACCUCACAUAAAAAAUCUGAACUUCAUAAAAUUAUUGAAACUUGUUUGAAGUCAGAUUUAAAGGCAUCGCAAAUCCGGAAUUUGAGCACUUGCCCACGGAUAUCACGAUAAAGUGAGCAGAAAAAUACUGAUAGCAAAAACACUAUAAAAUGUGUACAAAACGAAGGAAAUUUGACGGUACAGAAUGUGAUGGUGAAUGUUCCUGAGUGACUAGAACCUGACGAUUGCGGAUAAAAUGAAAGAUUUUUUUGCAGAUGAUGCCGAAAAAAGAAAAUUGUUGAGUAUUGCGGUUGAUUAUCUGUAGAAAGCACAUUACCGUAACUGUUUUUUAAUGCAGUCAGUAAUACAAAUAGGCUUUGGCUACUAGUAUUCUUCAACCUUGAUUGCUCGGUUAUUUAGCGACGUUAUUGAGUAAUGUAGCAAGUGUUUCAAUGAAGGUUCACAACGUUGAUCGCUUAGUCAUCUAUUGAACACAUCGCUUCGACUUUCAUGAAAUUAUAUCAGUGUAAAUAAAAAUGUUUUAAAAUAGUUUUUAGCUUUUUUGUGCCUUAUCAGUAAUAUAAAACAAGUGUUUUAGAACUGUGCGGCCAUUACCAAAAAAUUUAAGAACGAGAGAUGCUGAUAAUGUUUUUGCUGCAUUCACCGAGUAGCCCUCAGAGCCGUAAGGGAUAUAGUUGAGUGAAAUGGCUUUGUGAAUGGUCCGUUUUAUCAUUAUUAUUAUUAAUAUUAUCGCUGUAUUUAUCCACUAGAGCAAUUUAAAAAAUCUGGUGAUAAUUAUAGCUUUUCAAACAAUUUUUUAAAAACCUUUUUGAUUCUGAACAACAAAAUCUGCUUUGUUUGUGACAUCUUCAGAGCUUCACCUAAUUUUUUAUGGGGUGGACGAUUUAAAUAGUUCAAAAGGCAAACUUUUAUGAGAUCAUAAAGAUAUAAAAUUAAAAAAAUACAUUAGGUUAUUGAAAACUAUAGACAUAAGUUCAAAUUUCUACACUAGUAAAAUUAAUGGUCAUAUGCAGUUGUUCUUGUGGGUCUAUUCUUUUGUACUGAGCGUCAAAAUUUUCAGUCUUACGUUACCAUGCUAGGGCAAACACAGAAAGGAUUGGAAGUUUUGUCUUCUUUACAAGUUCUAUGGUAGUACUUACCAAUAUAUUUCAGUCAAGUUGUACUGUCGUCUGCCCAUUUCGAUCAUGUGAGACAUAAACAUUUUGAUUGUGACUUUGAAUAAAUUUAAAAUAAAUAUUGUGACCAUUUUGCUGUUUUAUUUUAACGACAGAAUUUAGUCGCGUAAUCCCUUGUUUUUCUUGCAGCUAUUACUUGCUAUUUCACCCCCCUACUUUAUGUGGUUAGAUUAUUCAUAUAAGUAUGCACAAAUCUCAGAUACAGUGUUCCAUGUUUUUUAUGUCUCGUCUAUUUGGACUUCUGUCUCUUGUUGAAUUUAGGCAUUUAGUUGUUGAAAAAAAGCGAAUUCCAGCCAAGAACUUCUACUCUGAAUAUGACUGGUAACCAAGAACAUCAUGAAGAUGAACGGCCAAAACAAGAUAAUAACUCAAUACUGUCCUCGAAUAAUAAUGAAACAACCUCAAAACACUCUGAAUUCUAUAAGAAACUGCCGUUACUUUUAUUCAUUAUGGCCUAUAUAUCAUUUUGUUGUCUUGGUGCACUUUGUUUAACCCUACUAGAACGACCGACAGAAAGACUAGAAAGAUUGCGCUUACACGCUUCACAAAUCAAUUUUUUGAGGACUAAUCCAUGUGUAUCAAGUGAAGAACUUCAGAAGUUUGUUAGUUAUAUUGUAUCAGCCACAAAAAUGGGUAUAUCAAUGACACCAAUUAAAAAUAUUAGCAAAUAUGACUUACUGAGCAUUCCUAAAAAUUGGCACGAAAAUUUUUAUUUGGAAAUGAAUGCUGAAGUAAAUGCUCAACUGGAAUCAAUCGCUAGACGUAUUCUAACUGAAGAAGAAAUAAAUAACAGCAGUUGGAACUUUUAUGAAUCAGUAUUUUUUGUGAUAACAGUUAUUACAACUAUAGGUUAUGGAACAAUCAGUCCAGUUACUAUAUACGGCAAAGCUUUUUGUAUAUUUCUGGUUGCUGUUGGAAUUCCAAUGAAUGUGAUCCUGGUUUCCGUACUAGCUUCUUUGUGCAUGCCCAUUAUUCGCAAGUCACGAAAUGCCCUAGUUGAUUUUUAUUCUUAUUCAAGCGAUCAUGAUACAUAUCAUAACAAGCAUAAUAAAAAUUGGAAACAUUCAAAUUUUAAUUCUUUAAGCGGACAUAGGAAAAGUAUGGAAGAUAUAAAACCAUGCCUAAAUAAGGAAAAUAAACAUAGAGUUUCAAAAUUGUUUUUCAAGCUUAAAUCUCUUUUCCGACGACAAGUUAAUGCUCCAGACGGACGAAGUGAAUCGAGUGUGCUUCAUAGAUCGUUAUCCGACAGUCGUUUAUCGAAUAACAUCGUGAAAAAAAAUCCUCCACCAACAGUAUGCAAUAUCACUGAGCCAAAGAAUGUCGUCGAAGAUGACGGAUUAUCAAAUAAAACUGCCUCAGUAACUUCCUUAUCAACAUCUUUAUCAACAAACAAGACUCAAUCUCAAAGUUCUCUGGCAAUAAAAACUGAAAAUUAUCCAAAAGAUUUUAAUAAUGAUGAAAACGAUCAUGAAAUCUCAAAACAUGAGCAAUCAAAUAAACCAAUAUUAUCUAUUAUGAAACAUCAUGAACUUCAUAUAAAUAAUGACAUAUCAAUGAAUCCCAGUUUAGCUUCGGUAAAAAUUAACAGGCCGAAAACGAUACCUGGUCAAACUAAUGUACCGAAAAAAUUAACACAUAAAGUUUCUUUAAGUUUUGCAGCAAAUAACCAACCAGAUGCAACUGACAACAGAAUAAAUCAGCUGGAUACAACUCAAUCAUCUCCUAGUCAAUUCAGUGGACACACUGAAAAAGAAACUUAUGUAAAAAACGUUGAUAAACCAGCUCGACAUUCAUUGAGUGAAAUAUUUAGAGAAGUAACACAAAAUACAUGUAAUCUUAAUGAUUGCUUUUCUACAGAAACUUCACUAGCUGAUCGUGCUCAUAUUUCUUGCAUAGCAUUUCUACAUUACUUGUUAUCUAGAAGUGAUUUGGCUUUAACUACACAAGUUAAACUUUCACAAUUUCGAUAUGUGAAUGUACAUCAUGGUAUAUUUCGUUUACGAUUAUUACAUUUCUUCAUUGUAUUUUGUGUAGUAAUUACAUGCUCAGUACUUAUACCUGGGAUUAUAUUUACAUAUUUAGAACAGAAUUGGACAUAUUUUGAUGCAAUUUACUUUUGUAUCAUAUCACUUAGUGCAGUUGGUUUUGGUGAUAUGGUUGCAAGUGAAAGUAAAGACAGCAGUGCAUCAUCAUUAGUAACGAUAUUAUAUGUGAAGAAUAUUUACAGAGUAAUGACUGCAAUUUAUUUAGUGUUGGGAACCACAUUAAUUGCCGUUCUAGUGAGAAGUUUCCAAGAGAUUAUUGACUAUGAAUUUUCAAAUGUAACAGGAGGAUACUUCGACGAAAAAUUUAGUGAACACAAGGCACAUAAUUCAUGUUUAGAAUUACUUUUUGACGAUACUACACCUUCACAAAAUUGUAGAAAUCAAUUAAAUCAUAGAGAUAUGGGUUGAGAAGGUAUUCUGUAUUCCGAUUACAAAUAAUAUACAGUUACCUUACAUUUUCAUGAUGUAUAUGACACCAUACUUCUUUCUAGGUAAUUUAAACUAAACAACUGUUAUUUUUUAAUCCACACACUUUUUCAUAAUCCUCCGGCAGUAUACCUAUUAAAUGGAAUCCAAUAAACCGAUCAAAUAAUGUAUAUUAUCACCUAUAAUUUUACCACCCAUAUGACACUAAAUAUAUCACAUUAUUGCUGCCGUCAUCAUUUUAACACUCGUUUUUAUUUGCUACAAAAAUGAAAGAUUCGGCAUUUUCUUUAUAAAUUCGUCGUAAUCACUAAACUGAAGUAUUGUUCUGUGGCUUGAUAAUGCCCUUAACCUCUAACUAUUUUUUAGUCAAUCAUUCAUUUUGCAUGUUGUUGGGCCAUCUAUUAUAAAUGUUCACAAAAUUAUUGAAAUGUUAUCUACUAAAAAAGCUAAUUUAUCACAACGAAAUUUGAAAGCUCAAAUGUGAACAUGAAUUACAAUAAUUGCUUUAUUCAAUAUUAAAUGUUUAGUACGGUAAAGUAUAUUGGAGAUAAAGUACUUCAAAAUGUAAAUUUUAAUGUAAACUGACACUGCAGAAAAUAUGUACAUAAGCAAGUAAUAAAUAAUAAAAUGUACAGUUACAAAUAACAUACAUUUAUUUUCAAACACUAAUUAUUUGAGAUAAUGCAAUUGCUACACUUUUUCCUCACAGAUGGAGGAAUUUUAAAAAUUUCUGUAUUUUUCUCGCGCAUAUGAUUCUCAUGUCUUUGUAUCUUGUUUUUCUAGUCAUUAGACGAUGAAAAGGUUGUAAGGCCAGCGUAUAUAUUGUUUUUGAUAAAAGAUACUUGUUUGUUGUCCGC
This is a messenger RNA of Schistosoma bovis, 5348 nucleotides long. The record is from the annotation of a GenBank genome assembly. Lineage: Eukaryota; Metazoa; Platyhelminthes; Trematoda; Strigeidida; Schistosomatidae.